Messenger RNA from Punctularia strigosozonata HHB-11173 SS5, 1463 nucleotides. RefSeq lists its product as uncharacterized. The coding region runs from base 35 to 1243 and encodes 402 amino acids. Gene Ontology annotation, biological process: nuclear envelope organization; lipid homeostasis. The transcript is spliced from 7 exons. The record is from RefSeq and is a predicted model, not a curated record. Gene Ontology annotation, cellular component: nuclear membrane; nuclear envelope. Lineage: Eukaryota; Fungi; Basidiomycota; Agaricomycetes; Corticiales; Punctulariaceae.
GGCUUACAGGAACGCACGUUCGACAGAAGCGCCCAUGGACUUCGAGUUCACCUCGCGUCCCAAUACACGGCCACUUUGGGCUCAACCGGGCGGCGGAGAACCCAGCACACCGCGUAAACGCACACAAGAUGAUCUGAACGCGCCUCCCUCCCCAUUCGCACCGCGCCCGCCGCAACCAUCCUUUGGAGCGAACCAGAGUGUUCCAUUCCUGUUUCAGUCGCCCCAGAUGCCGGCACCUCAACCAAACUACCCCUGGGCACCCCCUUCGGGGUUCUCGCCAACAAAGGCAUUUCCGCAGCCUGAAAUUCCGGAGGUGACUAUGGGCGAGGCUAGCCCGGAGGUACCGAGGCCGAAACCCGCCGUCUCUGACGACGUGAAGGACAAUAUCGAGGGUGAUGGCCCGGUCGAAGGCGAUAGCAAGACCGAUGAAAGGAGGGUAGUGGCCCUCGGCGGACUGAAGAGAGUGUUCAAGAAAAGACAGGCCGCUCUCGCGAGGACUAGACGAAGAGAAGCGUUGAGUGAAGGAGAGACAGACGGUAGCAGCGAGGAGGAGGGUGAAGAACGAGGCAUGAAGACUGUCACGAAGAAAAUGACAAACCACUACACACUCAAUAUGCCAGGCGUCAGUGGUCAAGGAGAUCUUCCGUACUUGCUUCUUGGAUACCUUCAAUUCUUCUUCAACUUGUCGCUGGUUCUGGUUUUCCUCUACCUGUUGAUACAGUUCAUCCUGACGGUUCAGAGGGAUGUCGAACAUCGUAUAUCAGAGUAUUCUAUGGACGUCAUUCAAGAUAUAGCACACUGCGCACUACAGUUUCGUACAAAUCUAUGCGAUGCAAAUCCCGUUCCUGCUAUGGCACAUCAGUGUGCGUCAUGGAAAACAUGCAUGGAUCGGGAUCCCACUAAGGUCGGCCGUGCCAAGGUUGGCGCGGAGUUGAUUGCGGAGGUCGUCAAUGGAUUCGUGGAACCGAUAAGCUGGAAAACCUUGGCCUUCACCUUGACUUCGCUCUCAUUUCUGACGGUGUUCAUCAACACCCUAUUAUCACUGUACCGAUCCAAACACGCACAUUCCUCGGUCACGGCAGCGAUUUCCCCUCAACAUCAUCCCUCUCUUACCGGUUUUCCCCCACAAGUUGGUUAUGCUCAGCCGCAUUUCGCUGUUGCGCCGGCGGCCCCUCACACUUGGCCAAAAGGGGAUAUCAAUGAAGGAUGGGAAGCUCGACCUAGGAGAAGACGGUUGAAAUGAACUACUGCUCCAGACGAUCAACACACGUCAGGCGCUACCUAGACAUGGCCGGUGAUCACAUUCACCAAAGUUAGAUUGGACACAACACUUUCGGUGUAGCUACUUUCGGACAUGCGUGGCCCUGCUCCGAGAGGUCAUCGCUGGGUGCGAUGGUUAAAAAGAACACGAAACAAUGUUUUGGCCUUGCGUAUCAUAGUCAUACAGUUCAUAGCUUACAUCG